This is a messenger RNA of Marasmius oreades (fairy-ring Marasmius), 1888 nucleotides long. RefSeq lists its product as uncharacterized. The coding region runs from base 108 to 1784 and encodes 558 amino acids. Gene Ontology annotation, molecular function: protein binding. NCBI's taxonomy places the organism in Eukaryota, Fungi, Basidiomycota, Agaricomycetes, Agaricales, Marasmiaceae. The record is from RefSeq and is a predicted model, not a curated record. The transcript is spliced from 5 exons.
CGGUGGCGUGACGUUCACUGACCACAAGAUCGAUAUCCUCUUCCACCACGACUUUGUUCGUUCGCAAGGUUCAACAAUAAUAAGCCCAAAAAGUUCCUUUCUACGUGAUGGAACUUGAGCUGGCGCACGAUGCACCAGACGGCCCCGAGACUACCGGUUUUGUCAUGGAGUUAUUGACAUUGCCUACGGAACUCAUCCUUCAUAUUCUUUCGUUCCUAUCAGCCCAAGAUAUCACCCACUUCUCUUCAACAAGCCGAACUUCACAUGUUCUCGUAGCAAGUUCACCAACACUAUCCUAUAAACUACAGCUUUACCUGUGCAAAGCUGAGGAUAACCCAAAGAACCGUCUCGCACACAGAGAGAAACUGAAAUUGCUCAGAAAGCAAACACAUUCAUGGUUACAUUGCGAGCCCAACUUUUCUAUCACAGUACCUGUCACGUUCGACGAAGGCAGCAUCUACGAUCUCUCGGGCGGAGCUUAUUUUCUAGGACAAGUGGAGAGAAGGACGUUGAGAUACAUCGACCUGCCGACGGAAUCCAAUGAAAGGAUUGACUGGAAGGUUUUCAAGCCGACGAAGAAUCAGGAGGAGGUGAUCAUAGAUUUCACGGUCAAUCGUUACGAGCAUGAUAUGAUUUGCUUGAUUACCGGGAACAGAUUCGCCAUAGGGCCAUUGGGUGUGGUUUAUCUCAAGCUUUCUAUCUAUCAAUUUUCGACCGGGAACUACCACCCUCUUGCGAAAGAACCUGUACAGACCAUCGUCGGCCCAGAAAGUGAUUGGGGCACUCCUGCAGUAUAUUGCGAGAUAGCUGGGGAUAUCAUCGUGCUCGUAACGAACUUCAGGAUAGGCGUGACUAGUCCAUCCGUGACGGUAUAUCAUUGGAAGACAGGGAAAGUGUUAUUGCGACUUACCGGCACAGAAACAUACGAAGGUGUAGUGUUCUUGAACGAGAACACUAUACUUCUUCCUAAAAUCUCCGACGACGUACUCGAAAUUUGGAAAAUACCAGAUCUGGACGAGCCUUCCCCAGAUUUUCCCAUCCGUUCCCUUCACCUCUUCGACACCGCACCCAACUGCAGCAUCCAGUACAUAUCCUGUCGAGCUGACCCGAAUCCCAGAGCUCCCGACACCCUCUUGAAUUCUGAUAGACCAUUCCAUUCAUGUGCAGACGAUGCUAUCGUCCUCUUACAUAUAUGGGUUCGGAGAGGCAUGUUGGAUGCUACACUAGUUACAUUGAUAGUUCACCGGAAGGCCUUGCUCGAGUUGUCAUCACAAUCGCAAACACAGUUUGACUUUGCCGAUCUAGUCCCCGCUGCUGCUACUCCAUGGUCUGAAUGGGCACCUGCUAUCGUUCUUUGCUUCGAUGCUGGUGGUAGUGUGUCGUCAAGAUGGAUAACGGAGGCAUGUGCUCAGCGCUUCGUGUACCUGCAGGGAGAUUCCGAAGAGGAGGGCGAGGAAGAAAGACCUCCAGCGACUUUGGUGAUUCUUGAUUUUGAUCCGGACAAGAUCAAGGAGGUGGAAAAGGAGAUGGAGAUGGAUGGUGAUAAACAGCGGCGGGAUCGGGAUAUGUAUGGGCCUGUUGUCAGAAAAGGUCCACAUAGAUUCCCUCAACUGGAGCACAGGUUGUUUUCUGAGGAAGUUGUUUCGUAUCUGCCGUAUGUGGAAAGUCGGACGAAGGAGAAAUAUAUUUUUGACGGUGUGAUGUUGGAUCAGGAAAGGACGGUUGGUCUUAAGACUGACCGGACGACAGAGCAAACAUUUGUUAGUGUGCUUCAUUUCGGUUGAGUGUAUAGUACAAGAUGCGGAAAGGUGUAUCAUUAAUGGUUGUCUGAUUGUACUUAAUAUUCUCGUUGUUAAACAGGUAUGCGAAUAUACAUCUUGUCUAUACC